GUCCCAGAGUUUUUACGUCAUCAUUUUGUCAAAGGAAAGCUAACGUUACUGUGCUGUGGCCGCGUAAAGCCAGAGACUGUUAACGUUAGCUAACAAAGUAAAAAUACCGAACUCGUCGUUACAGACCCACUGACGCACAAAUAAAAGGGUACCAAGAUGAGUAGUUCAGAGGAAGUGUCAUGGAUCUCCUGGUUCUGCGGACUGAGGGGCAAUGAGUUCUUCUGUGAAGUGGAUGAAGACUACAUUCAGGAUAAGUUUAACUUGACGGGGCUGAAUGAGCAGGUGCCCCAUUAUCGGCAGGCUCUGGACAUGAUCCUGGACCUAGAACCCGACGAGGAGCUGGAGGAUAACCCAAAUCAGAGUGACCUGAUUGAACAGGCAGCAGAGAUGCUGUAUGGGCUGAUCCACGCACGCUACAUUCUCACAAACCGAGGCAUCGCUCAGAUGUUAGAGAAGUACCAGCAGGGAGAUUUUGGAUACUGUCCUCGAGUUUACUGUGAGAACCAGCCCAUGCUGCCCAUCGGGCUGUCAGAUAUCCCAGGAGAAGCCAUGGUGAAGCUGUAUUGUCCCAAGUGCAUGGAUGUCUACACACCCAAGUCCUCCCGGCACCACCACACUGACGGGGCUUACUUCGGCACGGGCUUCCCUCACAUGCUCUUCAUGGUGCACCCUGAGUAUCGGCCUAAACGGCCCGCCAACCAGUUUGUUCCCAGGCUCUAUGGUUUCAAGAUCCACCCAAUGGCCUAUCAGCUCCAGCUGCAGGCAGCCUCCAGCUUCAAAAGCCCUGUCAAGGCAAUUCGCUAAAGCCUUCAUUAGGAGGGAUUUGGGGAGGGGUGGGCAAGUACUGAGCUAUAUAUUGAUACCUACUUAAAUGGAGGAGAUCAGACUAUAUGACUUGUAGUAGACUGAGAAAGUCAUGUACAGAAAUGAAUGCACACAGACAGACACACACCAAGCAAUUCCUUUUUUGUUUUAAUUAAAUAGAAUCACCUGCGUGUAAGGCAAUGACACAGAAACAGCAUGGUGUAGCGAUUGAAGCCUGUUACACACUGUACAUUAGUUAGCAUAUUUAUUAAUGGUGACUUCAAUGUCUUUCCUGAACGCUUGAGAAUCAAUCCACUAGUUCAGUCUGCUUUUUUUAAGUUUUACCUGCCAUUGAGGGAAAAUUUGAAACAGCUGUAGUUUCAGAAGGCAAGCAGGUAGGUAAGCAUGCAUUAUUUAGUUUAUUUAGCAGGAAGUUUGAAAUGCCAACUAAGAGAAACUCUUUAUAGUAUGUAUAAGAACAAAAGCACAGCUUAGGCUCAGUUGUGCACUGGACAAGAGAGUAGAACAUGUUUUUGGUGCAAACCUCUCCUGCUGCCUUUGGAGUAAGCAUUGUGCAGAUCUUACUGAAAGACAGUCUUGUUUUAGUAAGUGUCAUGUGCUGUAUAUGACUUCAAUUAUACUCUACUGUGUCUGUGCCUCCCCAGCAGAAAGUUGUCCCUGUACACAGUUACACAUCCAAGUGUGUCACUAGUGUACUGCUUUUUCUAGUUGGGUUAUUGAUGUAAUAUAUAUAUCAAGAGGAAAUCAGUUUUGGGUUAUCUUUCUUUUAAUGCAUUGUAGGUUCAUAGUUCAAGUGUAACAUGUAAAUCUGUGUAAUAUUUUUCCCCAGUUUGGAGUGUAGACUGCUAUGUAAGGUUUCAUUUUGUUGUCACUGAUACAUUAGUAUAUUGUUUGUUUUUCCCCAAGUGUGUAAGUGCAA
Molecule: messenger RNA, 1744 nt
Organism: Megalops cyprinoides (Indo-Pacific tarpon)
Lineage: Eukaryota; Metazoa; Chordata; Actinopteri; Elopiformes; Megalopidae
Product: casein kinase II subunit beta
Exons: 7
Coding region: 157-804 (215 amino acids)
Cellular component (GO): cytoplasm; protein kinase CK2 complex
Molecular function (GO): protein kinase regulator activity
Source: RefSeq, a predicted model, not a curated record